Anthostomella pinea is the source of this 303-nucleotide messenger RNA. Lineage: Eukaryota; Fungi; Ascomycota; Sordariomycetes; Xylariales; Xylariaceae. The record is from the annotation of a GenBank genome assembly.
AUGCCCGAACCGACCCCGGGCACCUGCCCCAACCCCGACCUCAUCUCCUGCGGCUGCAGCCAGGCUGCCGAGUCGUCAGUCGGUGCGGUCCCGCGCUGGCUUCGGCUUGUUAUUUCCGUGGGGUUGGUGCUCUUUGGCAUCAACCAGGCCAUCAGUCUCAUCGCGCUGCUCGUGCAUUUCGUUCGUUUUUUGCGCGGCGAGGACAAGAAGGAGGAGAAGAGGAAGAGGCUGGUGGCCGUGAUGGAGAAAGCCGCGCUGGAGUUGAAGCUGCUGGGGCCCGAGGAUGAGGAUAGCGAUGCCUAG